This is a messenger RNA of Dreissena polymorpha, 2110 nucleotides long. Its product is annotated as E3 ISG15--protein ligase HERC5-like. The coding region runs from base 268 to 1293 and encodes 341 amino acids. The record is from RefSeq and is a predicted model, not a curated record. The transcript is spliced from 6 exons. Gene Ontology annotation, molecular function: ubiquitin-protein transferase activity. Lineage: Eukaryota; Metazoa; Mollusca; Bivalvia; Myida; Dreissenidae.
CUAAGUUGUUUGUACAAUUUCUUAAAUAACAUAUUUCUAUUACAGAGUGAUUCCCUAUAUGAGCCAGCUGGGACACCCACAGUUCUCUUUCGACGUCAACAGACUUUCCUUGACAUAGCCAGAGACAUUGACCAGCCUGCUGACCAGACAACCAACCAGUCAUCAGCCGUUCUGAAUGAGUACAUCCCUGCGGUUCAAACAGCACAACCCAUUCCACCAAGCCGUAUAACAGAUACUGCCAGAGAGCAGCUCAAACAACAAGCGAGCAUGUGCAUCACUGGUCCCAUUACAGAUCCUUUGCUCCUGGAGGUGAGACGUAACCACGUCAUGAAAGACGCCCUAGGCACCUUACGGUACUCACAGAGUGACCUCAGCAGCAAACUGCAGAUCAAGUUCAUUGGUGAGGCCGGUGUUGAUCUCGGUGGUCUCCGUCGCGAGUUCUUCUCCCUCCUUGCAUACCAGUUCAGCCAUUCAGCGCUUACAUCAGGUUCUCCCGGGCGCCUCACAUUAAGAAAGAACUUUGUGGAGCGUGAGAAGAACACCUUCUUCUACCUUGGUCAGCUUGUGGCUCUCUCCAUUCUUCAAGAUGGUCCAGGUCUGCCAGUGUUUGCCGACUGUGUGGUCAACAAGAUACUCAACAUCACAAAUGGUGUCAAUCCAAAUGACCUCAAUCCAGACUUGGUGAAAACACUUGAAGAGAUGACAGAUGCUUCGACUGACCGUGAGCUCCAGGACCUUUAUUUUAGCAUCUAUGACGAGCGAGAGGCAGCAGGGUUUAUCCUGCCAUCUAACAUCUUCAAGAAGGACCACAUCCCCCUCCUGCAGUCGGCCCUUGUUAACAACAUGGUGUUGAACUGCAGAGAUGAACUGGACCAGUUCAUUGAAGGUCUACAAACUCAUGAUGUUCUGACCAUAGUGAGACAGGAGAAGUUGACCUGUCUAUUCAGUGGUGGUAAGCCGCCAGUCACUGUUGCCGAUGUAAGAGGUCUGAUGAACUUUAAAUAUCGCGAAGAUAUCAACCGGGAGGCUGACCGGGAAACUGGCCAGCAGUUUGUUCGGUUCCUUCAGGCGACAAAGGGUGAUGGCGCCACCAUCAACGGCAUUACCCUGAAGCCGAAGGAUGUCCUCAUGUGGAUGUCGGGUUCAACAGAAAUCCCAGCUGUGGGUUUCCACAAGCAGAUUGACAUUGAGUUUGGUGGCGAGGAAAGGGUCAACACUUGUGCACUUUGUGUUACGUUAAAGCAUCUGACGCCUGCUGUUGAGGACCCUGUUUUGUAUUUACAGAGCGUUUGAUAAACUCAUCAACAUUCGGUGAUAUGUGAUAUUUCUUUAUGUUAUGGAGAUAAGAUCUAAUGUUGAUGAGUUUAUCAAUCGCUCUGUAAAAUACAAGACAAAACUCCUCACCAAACUCGAUGUCUAUUUGCUUGUGGAAAUAAAAAAAAAAAAAAAAAAACGUUUUUGUAUUACUGUUUUUAAGUGUUUUGUAAAUAUUGUAUAAAUAUAUACUGGAGUUAAACAAUUUGUUCAUUAACUAAAGUUGCUGAGCCACAGUUAUCAACAUGUUUCCAAAUAUAGUUUUUCCGUAUUACUUUAGCAAUAUUGUAUUAGUAAACAAGCUUUAAAAAGUUAUGCACAUGUGCCGACUUUCAAAAAAAGUUCUUGCGAACAUAAAUAUUAAACCAGGGCCCGUAUUCAUCAACCAAUUCUUAGACUUAAGUCUAAGAAUAAAGAAUAUUCUUUAAAUAGGAUUAUUAAAAAUUGCUUUAAUAUUAAGUCAAACUUGACAUUAACUGUCUCUAUCUAAUUCAUUCGUAAUGAAGAAAUUUCCUUUACGGACAUAACCAUCACUGGUUGCCUGUAUGUUUUCAAACCAUGGGCAUAAUUUUCUUGGUUCAAAGUAUAUUCUUAAGUCUAAGAAUGGGUUGGUGAAUACGGGCCCAGAAUGGUACAGGAUCUGUAACUUACCUAAUGUAUAUUUUUUUUCUAUUAGUUUGAGAAUUGAGAUUGUGUCUAUUAGUUUUAGACUUGACAUUGUGUCUAUUAGUUUUAGACUUGACAUUGUGUCUAUUAGUUUUUGAGAUUGUUAUCAAAAUAAACUGUUGCUCUUGAA